Molecule: messenger RNA, 1964 nt
Organism: Gasterosteus aculeatus aculeatus (three-spined stickleback)
Lineage: Eukaryota; Metazoa; Chordata; Actinopteri; Perciformes; Gasterosteidae
Gene: actl6a
Product: actin-like 6A
Source: RefSeq, a predicted model, not a curated record
GCCGCCUCGACGCAGUGUGGCGCCUGCUUUGUGAGAUCGAUCCAUGCUAACAAAUUCCCUUUGUUGUGAUUAACCGUUUUGCGGUUGCGGUUCUGCUGUAAUCAUUUUUUUUAUCAAGGGAAUUGUCGUUGAGAUCGUCUAGAGGAUGAGCGGCGGAGUGUAUGGAGGAGAUGAGGUGGGAGCUCUGGUGUUCGACAUUGGCUCAUACACUGUAAGAGCUGGCUAUGCAGGAGAAGACUGUCCCAAGGCGGACUUCCCCACGGUGAUCGGUGUGACCAUCGACCGGGAGGAUGGCAGCACGCCAAUGGAGACGGACGGGGACAAGACCAAGCAGAGUGGCACCACCUACUACAUUGAUACCAACCAGCUACGGGUACCAAGGGAGAGCAUGGAGGUCAUGUCUCCGCUCAAGAAUGGCAUGAUUGAGGACUGGGACAGUUUCCAAGCCAUUUUGGAUCACACUUACAAGAUGCACUUCAAGUCGGAACCCAGCAUGCAUCCAGUGCUCAUGUCAGAAGCGUCGUGGAACACGCGAGCGAAACGAGAGAAACUGACCGAGCUGAUGUUUGAACAUUACAACAUUCCUGCCUUCUUCCUCUGCAAAUCUGCUGUGCUGUCUGCCUUUGCUAAUGGACGUUCUACAGGCCUGGUCCUGGACAGCGGAGCUACACACACCACAGCGAUUCCAGUGCAUGAUGGCUACGUCCUGCAGCAAGGCAUCGUCAAAUCGCCCCUGGCCGGAGACUUCAUGAGCAUGCAGUGUAGGGAGCUUUUUCAAGAUUUAAGUGUUGAAAUAAUACCCCCGUACAUGAUUGCAUCAAAGGAUGGAGUGCGAGAGGCUUCACCGGCCAGCUGGAAGAAAAAAGAGAAACUACCUCAAGUCACCCGCUCAUGGCACAACUACAUGUGCAACUGUGUGAUCCAGGACUUCCAGGCAUCUGUGCUGCAGGUGUCAGACUCGCCGUAUGAUGAACAGGUUGCUGCACAGAUGCCCACUGUGCACUACGAGCUGCCCAACGGUUACAACUGUGACUUUGGGGCCGAGAGGCUAAAGAUCCCAGAGGGGCUGUUUGACCCUUCUAAUGCCAAGGGCCUGUCUGGAAACACCAUGUUGGGAGUCGGCCAUGUGGUGACGACCAGCGUGGGAAUGUGUGACAUCGACAUCCGGCCGGGUCUUUAUGGCAGUGUGGUGGUGACUGGAGGAAACACCCUGAUCCAGGGCUUUACAGACAGACUGAACAGAGAACUCUCCCAGAAAACCCCACCGAGCAUGAGGCUGAAGCUGAUCGCCAACAACACUACGGUGGAGCGCCGGUUCAGCGCCUGGAUAGGAGGCUCCAUCCUGGCAUCGCUUGGAACCUUCCAGCAGAUGUGGAUCUCCAAACAGGAGUAUGAGGAGGGAGGAAAGCAGUGUGUAGACAGGAAGUGCCCUUGAUUCGACACCCAACCCCACCUUCUCCAACAAGCUCAAUGUCAUGAGUUCACCUCUGACCCCAGACUCAGGAUCAACCACCAAGAUUCACUCUUGUUUUGUAUGAUUUGUUUAAAAAAAAAAAGAAAAAAGUUUGUCAAUGUGCUGGCUGUCUGGGAUUUAUUUGGAAAAUAAGACUAAUAUCUACAGAGUAAACCAUCCCUGAUACAAGAUGGUUGAGUUACAUAGUUUGUCAUUACGGUCAAGUCUAUUGCCUUUUAUUUCUAAAAAAACAUUUUGGAACUUGAAAGCUGUUGUCCAGGUGUCUUCUCCCACUUCAUUGUCUGACAUCUAGCUGUUCGAAGGAUCAUUGCAUAUAUGUGUGGAGAUAUCCAAUUUUCUCUGGUUUGUACCAUAUAGGGGCUGUAGAAUUUGAGUGAUCUUACUUUGGGGCAAAUAAUUCCUUUUGUCUAGUAAGUAAACUCAAAGGCAAAAGCCAGUUUUUGUCUCUUCUCAUUUGUGUCAAUGCAAAUAAAUCUGUAUUUAAUUUUCA